This is a messenger RNA of Emericellopsis atlantica, 1136 nucleotides long. RefSeq lists its product as uncharacterized. The transcript is spliced from 2 exons. The coding region runs from base 471 to 1091 and encodes 206 amino acids. NCBI's taxonomy places the organism in Eukaryota, Fungi, Ascomycota, Sordariomycetes, Hypocreales, Bionectriaceae. The record is from RefSeq and is a predicted model, not a curated record.
CCUCCACACGGGGCUCAGAUAUUCAGACUCGUUCAUUGGCAUUUUGGCGUGCGGAGCUAAUUAGCAACCAACAGACUUCAACUUUGGGAAUAGGGAAGAGAUCAGUUGCGAAAUCGAAUUCUCAUGGUCGGCAAGACACCUGUUGUUUGUUAGGAGUUGAGCCUCGGUCUCGAGUGGGUCCCCUGGGCCCUGCUCCAACGUCAGCCCGGACCGGACGGUGAAGCCUGGGGUCCGGGGUGGGAUGGACUGUUAGUGAGAAGCGUGGCCGCACACCAGACACGCUAACAUUACGGUAGUCCCUCGAGGUUAGUGCCAUGCCGAGCCACUGUUGGUGUCUUGGUGGACCAUGGACGACAUCGGGCGGGUUUCUAACUUAACUUUCGACGUUACAUGCCGCUCAAGCCUCACCCUAGCGUAUUGGCUAUUCAGCAGCUAAAAUGCCUUGACUCGUUCGACGACGCCGAUGGCGCAUGGUGACAUGCUCGAAGCCACGACUCAUGCACCCAAGCUUCAGAGAGCUCACUAAUCGGACCUCCAUCUCGGAAACAGCUCUCAGACCCCCUUUUUCACGAGACUUGUUAGCCAUGCAGGCUCUACGGGGCAUGGGCAAACCCAUCCUCCACUUUGUCGGAAGAGGCAGAGCAGGGCACGUCGGUUUUUCAAUUUGGCAAGCAAGAUAUCAACCAACCCACGGCAGACUUUGCCUCUCCUCUGGGGCCGACCGCAAGAAUGCAAGGUCUUGUCCUUGUCUCGUCUUGCAGAUCGCCGGAGUUUGGUGCGGUUAUUGGGCACUCAGAACAUUCGUUGUGCGGCAUACCGGUUGGCGGAGUGCCGACACAUUUGGGGGCGAAGCCACAGAUGCACGUCAUGUGAGCCGACCGACACAUGCCAUCAGAGAACAACCGAGACACAACGAGCCAGAUUGUUUAAUCAGAUCAUCAGAUGAGGUUUCAUUCAUCAUACCCUCCCUACCAAAGACCCUUGCUUGCUCCAUUCAUCAGACUCAGACCCCUGUGGAGAGCAAUGAGGGUAUCGUUGAAAGAACGCCCCGAGAAGUAAUCGCAACCGCAAAACCCAGUCCCAGACGCUAGAAUAAUCAUGCAUACCGGACGCCUGUCCUUCCGAAAGAUCCACGC